Messenger RNA from Aegilops tauschii subsp. strangulata, 2492 nucleotides. RefSeq lists its product as uncharacterized. Lineage: Eukaryota; Viridiplantae; Streptophyta; Magnoliopsida; Poales; Poaceae. The record is from RefSeq and is a predicted model, not a curated record. Gene Ontology annotation, molecular function: protein binding.
AAACCCGUGCAAGCAAAGCAAGCUGAGCGUCCAACAUUCAGCAUUCCAACUUCCAACUCAACUCACCGGCUUCACGGCUGACACACCUCGUAGCCCGGCCGGCGGCGACAAAACCAUGCAAGAGAGGCUGCCGCUCCGUGCGAUCUGGCCGAGGAAAGGUGCCCUAGCUGCCUCUCUCUUGGGCAAAGGUGACGGAGCCCUUAGUCAAGUGGCAAUGCUUGCCCCCAUCUUUAUGUUACUGUCGCUGCUGCUGAUUUCUUAUGGAGUCGGCAGCAUCCGCUGCUCCUCGACGACCGUCAAUGGUAACAUCAUGGACAUGAUCUCGCUGCUAGAUUUCAAGCGGGACAUCACUAACAACUCAAGACAAGCCUUAAGAUCUUGGCACGCCAGCGUCCCUCUUUGCAGUUGGGAGGGCGUCCACUGCAGCUCGGGGCGAGUCACUAAGCUGUACCUCAAUGGACGAGGGUUGUUGGGCCGGAUAUCCCCCUCCCUUGGCAACCUAACGUUUCUUAGGACACUGGACCUGUCCAAAAAUGGCUUCACCGGCGAGUUACCUCCUCUCAACCGUCUCAACAGAUUGGAAUACAUUGACUUGGGAAGCAACUCACUGCGAGGGACCAUUCCAGAUACUCUCACAAACUGCUCCAAGCUAUGGAUCCUAGACCUAUCUGCCAACUUACUAAUGGGUGAAAUUCCCCUUGGUAUAGGUCGCCUAUCCGAUCUAAGGAAAGUAUGGCUUUCCUCAAAUAAUCUCACCGGAAAAAUCCCACCAAGCCUAAAAAACAUUAGUCAGCUUGAAGAAAUCGUGCUUACUGAUAAUAAGCUUACGGGAACCAUUCCUGAUGAGAUGGGAAUUUUCCCAUCUCUUGUUUAUUUAGACCUUGCUGGAAAUAUGCUAUCGGGUGGAAUUCCAGAAACCUUGUACAAAUACAAUCAGUCUUCUCUCCAAUAUUUAUACUUAUAUUCCAAUAUGCUUGGGAAAACACUGCCAUCGAACUUUGGUGACACCUUCCCGGAUCUUAAACAUCUCUGUUUGGACAAUAACAAUUUUGAAGGUCAUCUCCCUGCUUCACUAGGCAAUAUUUCAAGGCUAAGGCUGUUAAACUUGUCUUCCAACAAUUUCAUUGGUCAAGUUCCAGAUUCUUUUGGUUAUCUUGCACUGUUAGAAUACCUAAUCCUUCAGCGAAACAACUUUUGGGGCUUCAUCCCAAUAGAGCUUGGCGACUUAAAGCAGCUCACCCAUCUGGAUCUGUCUGAUAAUAAUCUGCAAGGUGGUGUGCCAUGACACGGAGUGUUUGUUGAAAAUAACAGUUCCGUCUCACUUGGAGGCAACAUAGACAUCUUUUGGAGGAACACUGGAUCUGCUCCCAUGUCCCGCCAUCUCUCGGAGAGAAGAAACACAGUAUGUGCUAGCUACCUGAUUAUUGGACUACUCAUUACAAUACUUGGUUUGUCACUCAUAUUAUGUGGCCUAUUUUAUGCUCCCAAGAUGUCAGGAGCAAACCUAUCAUUCUUUUUUUGGGGGUGCUGUGUGUAAUUCAUGGGGUUGGGACCUUCCAAACCUUCACCUUGGGAAUAAAUGAUCCGGCGAGACUGUGGCUCUUAGUGCUCAACAAUCAGCAAAACAUGUUAAAAGGGCAGUUUCAAAUAAACCAUGCUGGCGGAUUGCCAACCACUCCCAUUGUAUUGUUUACAAGCUAUGCUAGGCUGCGUCUUGGUUUUGUCAUGCUGACUUUUUCUGAUAAUGAACUUAUGGCAACAAAUUAUAAUGACUUGGACAGUCAAAGCAAUCCAACAAGGGGGGGGGGGGGGGGGGAUUUAUAAUGACUUGGACAGUCAAGCCUCGGGACAAAAGCUCAAUACCCAAAAGUCAUUAUUGUUUUUUGUCAAAGGCUGCCCAGACCGGGGAUAACAAAUGAGUCAUUGAAUGAAAGAUAUCUCGGUUUACCAUUGGAUGUUGGACGUGAGAAGAAUGGAACUUUCUCGUAUAUCAAAGAACGGAUAUGGAGGCGUGUACAAGGAUGGAUGGAGAAGAUGCUACCAGGCAGGGGCAAAGAGGUCCUAAUCAAGUCUAUUGUGCAAGCCAUUUCUACAUAUUCCACGUCAAUGUUCAAACUACCAAGGGGCCUGUGCAAGUGUAUUACGUCGAUGAUCCGGAAAUUUUGGUGGCGCAGCAAAGGGGGUGAACGGAAAACCGCAUUGGUGUCUUGGGAUUCCAUGUGCAUACCGAAAUACAGACGAGGUCUAGGCUUUCGUGACAUGGAGCUUUUCAACCUCUCGUUGCUAGCCAGGCGGGCAUGGAGAAUAUUGCAAGAUCAAGAAUCACUGAGUUCACGGAUACUAAAGGCGGUUUACUUUCCGGCUGCUGAUUUUCUUGAUGCGGAAGUGGGCACUCAAAACUGGUGUAGAUGAUUCAAAAAUCAGUGGCGCCGCCAAGACAAUUUAUGUUACCAUCACAUAACAUUUUAAAAAACUAAGUCUAAAAGCUAAUA